Molecule: messenger RNA, 2197 nt
Organism: Bursaphelenchus okinawaensis
Lineage: Eukaryota; Metazoa; Nematoda; Chromadorea; Rhabditida; Aphelenchoididae
Source: the annotation of a GenBank genome assembly
AUGUCUCGUGUUACCCUGUUGGGUAAGCUGCUGCCCCGUCCAAUAGCAGCAACUCAACAUCGUGGUAUUGUUACAAAAGAGCUGUUGGACUUGCCUCAAGAUCAUCCCCAACCAUGGCCAUAUAAAGAGAAGGGUUAUUCCUACGGAAACGUUUUGUGGGAUUAUACCAAAAAGAGAUGGCACAAGAACUCAAAGCUGAUUGUGAUCGAAGGAAAUAUUGGUACUGGAAAGGUGUGCUAUUAUUUUUGUUAUUUUUUUGGUUUUUAGGGUGAAUUUUUGAAGAAUCCGCGAGAAGAGCGUAUGAAAUGGCUAUAACAAUAUGCUUUUCAUUAGAAGUCCAAGUUUAUGGAAUUAUGGGGAAAUUGUUUAGUUUAUAUAUGUAAUAGAUAUCUUUCUUGCUAUCGAUAAGGUUUUUUAGAGGUUUGCUCUAAUAAACCUUUAAAUUCAACGAUAUUAAAUUAGAUAUACCUAAAACUUAAAAAUUUUUGAUUGCAGACCAAAGUCGGAGCCGAAAUAGCUGAUGCUUUGGGAUUCAAGUUUAUGCCAGCUUUUAAAAUGGAAGACAUUUUGAUCGACGGUUAUGGAAAUGAUCUACGGAAAUUCUACGAUGAGGUAGGUCUAUGAUAACAUCAGUCUUUUUUAUUCUCUUUAUUGUUUUUUUAACAAAAACUUUAAUUUUAAGGAAAAGAGGUUAUUAUAAUGGGUUUAUACAAAGAAUUUUGUGAGAAGCUUUGAUUGAGUUUGAGGAUUUUAUGUUAAAAACAAAAGUUUUUGAUGUGAUUGGGCAAAAUUGGUCAUAACUUUUGAAAAACGUGUUGCAUUUGUAUAGUUUUUUGAUAUAAUAGGAACAAGAUAACUGUGUCACUUUGUGAAAAAUUUCAAUUUAAUUGAAUUGGAAAACUCUGAGAUAUAUCUGUUCUGACCUAACCUACAACAAUAUCAAAAACAAUGUCUUUUUUUCAGUUUCCUUACAGUUUCCGGGUCCCGGAUGAGAAAAUGUUCUACGCUAAUCCAAUGGACGAUAACACGGCACGUUAUAUUCACCGCAAGUUUGAGUGUAAAUGGGAGCAGUACAUGAACGCGCUGGCUCACAUCUUCAACACUGGCGAAGGAGUGGUGUUGGAGAGCUCGCCACGGUCAGAUUUUGCGUUGAUUAACGCUAUGAAGUCGAAGGAUUUUAUUUCUUUGGACUGUAGGUUUAUAUUGAAGUUUUUUAAAUUUUGAAAAAAUUUUUUAGUCUUCAAAUAUUAUUACUGGCAACGGAAACUGGCGAAUGACCAGCUCCGUUACUGGCCUCAUGUAGUUGUCUAUCUGGACUGUGAAGAGGCCGAACUGCUUCAAAGAAUAAAGAAACGGAAUCAGGAUGGAGAAGCUAAUGUUAUUGAUGAACAAUAUCUGAAAGUUAUUCGUGAAUCGCACAAGGAUUCGCUCAAGGAGUACAAGUAAGGUUUCUUCUGGGAUUUAGUGAUUUUAGGUUUAAAACGGCAAGGACUUUCUUUACAAGCUUGAAAAUGGCAAGAACUUUCUUUACAAAACGAAAAAUGGCAAGAAUUUUGUUUACAAAACAAAAAAUUGCAAGAACUUUCUUUACAAAUCAAAAAACGGCAAGAACUUUCUUUACAAAACAAAAAAUGACGAAAAAAUUCCUUUCCACAGUUAAAAGCUUUAAAAACUAGAAAUUUGACAUUUCAGACCCCACUCGAAGAUCCUCACCUACGACUGGACCGUGCCCGGAGAUUCGGAUUCGAUCGUUGAGGAUAUUUGCCGUCUGGACUGCGACUACUUCGAAUGGCAUUCGGGUGACGUUUUUCUGGAAUGGCACGACCCAAAGGACUCGAUCUGGUACAACAUCCACCGAGCCAGGCUCACAAUGAAGGUGGAGUGCCGCAACGCCGCCUUCCCUCCAGUCUCCUACCACGACCUGGCCGAGCUGGAGGUCUCUCCCCUGGACGCGAACCACUUCCAAAACGUGAUGAAAGUGCGUGUGUUGGGUGACCGUUACUCGUAUGGUUACUAUCCGAAUAAGGGUGAUAGUCGUGAGAAGACCAUGUGGUCAUUGGGCUUCGACCAAAGCGGCCAAUCCCCUUGGAUCGAGUACUAUUGGCGCGAACGCUACUACGAUGACAUGCAAACCUUCAACAACCUGUUGGACCCCUACGCCAACUCCUACCAACCGGACUAUCUUCAUCAUCAUUAG